This is a messenger RNA of Oryza sativa Japonica Group (Japanese rice), 1532 nucleotides long. RefSeq names its product 26S proteasome non-ATPase regulatory subunit 4 homolog. Gene Ontology annotation, molecular function: polyubiquitin modification-dependent protein binding. The record is from RefSeq and is a predicted model, not a curated record. Gene Ontology annotation, biological process: proteasome-mediated ubiquitin-dependent protein catabolic process. NCBI's taxonomy places the organism in Eukaryota, Viridiplantae, Streptophyta, Magnoliopsida, Poales, Poaceae. Gene Ontology annotation, cellular component: proteasome regulatory particle, base subcomplex; cytosol; nucleus.
AAAGCGACCCGUUUCCGGAGUGGAAAGCAGCAAAUAUAACCCACAACCCCCACGGCUUCUGCUCCCGAUUCCUCCCGUAUCAUCUUGCUCCCCAAACCAAGCCAACCCCCUCGACGGCCGGAACACAUCGGGGGGACGCAGCCAUGGUGCUCGAGGCGACGAUGAUCUGCAUAGACAACUCGGAGUGGAUGCGGAACGGCGACUACUCGCCGUCGCGAUUCCAGGCUCAGGCCGACGCCGUCAACCUCAUCUGUGGCGCCAAGACCCAGUCCAACCCGGAGAACACGGUGGGCGUCAUGACGAUGGCCGGAAAGGGCGUGCGCGUGCUCGUCACUCCCACCAGCGACCUCGGCAAGAUCCUCGCUUGUAUGCACGGACUUGAAGUUGGUGCUGAAGCAAAUUUGGCUGCAGCAAUUCAGGUUGCUCAGCUGGCUCUGAAGCAUCGCCAGAAUAAGAGGCAGCAACAGCGGAUUAUAGCUUUUAUUGGAAGCCCUGUGAAAUACGACAAGAAAGUUUUGGAAACAAUCGGGAAAAAGCUGAAGAAGAAUAAUGUGGCUCUUGACAUCGUUGACUUUGGUGAAACCGAUGAUGAUAAGCCUGAGAAACUGGAAGCGCUAAUCUCUGCUGUGAACAGUAGUGAUAGCAGCCACAUCGUUCAUGUCCCUCCCGGUGAAAAUGCCCUUUCCGAUGUGCUUAUAAGUACUCCUAUCUUCACUGGUGAAGAAGGUGGAAGCGGUUUUGCUGCUUCUGCAGCAGCAGCAGCAGCUACUGGUGCAGCUGGAUUUGAAUUUGAUGUGGACCCAAAUGUAGAUCCAGAAUUGGCACUCGCCCUGCGGUUGUCCAUGGAAGAAGAGCGAGCAAGGCAAGAGGCUAUUGCGAAGAAGGCCGCAGAAGAAUCUUCUGGUGCUGAAAAUAAGGACCAUGCCUCAAGCUCAAACGCUGAUUCUGUUAUGGCAGAAGCGGAACCUGCCUCAAAUGCUGCUGAUGAUAAAAAAGAUCAGCCGAAGGAAGAUGAUGAUGCUCAGCUACUACAACAGGCUCUUGCAAUGUCAAUGGAGGAGGGUUCUUCAGGGGCUGCAGCGGCUGAUGCUGCUAUGGCAGAGGCUGCUGUAGAUGACCAGGACUUGGCACUAGCUCUUCAAAUGUCUGUCCAGGACGCAGGCGGGUCUAGUCAGUCUGAUAUGAGCAAGGUGUUUGAAGACAGAUCAUUUGUUACAUCCAUCCUUAACUCUCUCCCUGGUGUUGACCCCAAUGACCCCUCUGUGAAAGAUUUGCUGGCAUCAUUGCAUGGGCAGGGCGAGCAAGAGAAGAAGGAAGACAAAUCAGACAAGCCAGAAGAUGAGAAGAAAUAAAUCAACUCCUUUGUGUCUUCCUUGCAACCACCUCUUGAUCAAUCUCGCAGGCGCCCGAAGCAUUGGAGAUAUCUGGUCUCGCUUUAUUUGGUCAUGGAUUCUACUUAUCCUCGUGUAACUGUACUUCAAUUAAAAAACUUAAAGGGAUAAUGGUUUAUCACUUCUUCUGUCGUCAUUUUA